Molecule: messenger RNA, 1923 nt
Organism: Tarenaya hassleriana
Lineage: Eukaryota; Viridiplantae; Streptophyta; Magnoliopsida; Brassicales; Cleomaceae
Exons: 8
Coding region: 73-1452 (459 amino acids)
Source: RefSeq, a predicted model, not a curated record
CACCAGAUCCUAAUCUGAUUCUCCCGUGUUUCCUCCGACCCUUCAGAUGCAAGAUCCAUUACAGCGAUAACAAUGGCGGUUGUUGUUCGGUCCUCUAAGCUCAGUCUCCCCAACGCAUCUCUCUCCCCUUCGUCUCCUCGAGUUUCUUCUCUUCUUUUCGAACCCAUCUCCUCUUCCCUUGCCCUAUCUCUGUCAGACUCCUCCAUCUCUCUCUACCCUUCUCUCUUUCCUUUCUCUUCUUCUUCUCUCUCCUACCCUCAAACCCUAAUCCCCGCUCCUUGCUCCUCCACCUCGUUUCUCCUCCUCCGGUCUCGAGAUUCUAAUCCCGGCGAAGGUUCCGGCAAUAGGUCGUCGGCACGUGUCCUCUUUGUCGUUGCUGGGCCGUACCGUGGCGGGUCUCGCGUUCUUCUCCGGUUCUACGCAUUGCGGGAGGAGGAUAAGGGUUUUGUGAGAGCCCAGGUGGUCUGCGAUCAAAAGGGUAUGGAGUUUGAUCGGAAAGUUGGGGUUUUGUUGAAUUUGAGCCACGGGGUCUCGGUUAAAGUUACUGGUUCGGUUAAUUACUUCGCAAUGCAUUCGGUUUCGAACUCAAAGAUUCUGAUUUUCGGUGUCAAGUUGAUGAGUGACGGUAAUGGCGAUGAAGCAGUAGUGGUGAAGCUGAUGAGGUGUGGUGUGGUUGAAUGCUCUAGGCCGGUUUGGUCGAUCGGAAUUUUCUCUGGAAUGUUGCUUCUGGGGGAAGAUAAUGGCGUUAGGGUUUUGAAUUUGAGGGAGAUAGUGAAAGGAAGUGUGAAGAAAGUGAAGAAUAGCGGAAGAUUGGAAGACAAGAGGUUGCGUGGUCAUAACGUCGAUCGAAGGUCGGUUUCGGGAAACGGAUAUUUGGAUGGAAAGAAAGAGAGGCAUGCUGUUCAUGCGAGCCAGAGGUUAAGUAAACACAGACAAGAAUCUUCUGAAGCCAGCAUGUGCUUUGUGUCUUUUCAGAAAAAGGUUGCUGACAUGGAUGUGAAUCUGGAAUCGAAAUCAUGCCCAGUCAUGUCUGUUAAAGCUAUAUCCAUCCAAGCAUUGUCCUCUAAAAGGUUUUUGAUCUUGGACUCUGCGGGAUAUAUACAUGUAUUGCAUGUGUCUGGUCAUCCUCUGGGGUCAAACUUUGCUUGUAAUAUGCAGCAGUUACCUCACUUUAUGGAAGUCCAGAUGUUGGCUGUUCUUCCUGAGAUCACUGCUGAAACAAAAAAUAUCUGGGUUUCAGACGCAGACUAUUCUAUGCACGUUUUAACUAUUCGUGAUGAGGACACUGCCAUUGAAGAGAGAGAUGGAGAUAAAAAAGAGAAAACGCCUCUACAAGUCUCAGUCACGCAUGCGAUUUUUACUCCUGAAAAGAUUCAAGAUAUCGUUCCUCUUGAUGGAAACGGCAUUCUGAUACUCGGGCUAGGGAGUUUAUACGCAUAUGCGUUUUCCUGAAGCAGCAGACAAAUGUUUUGCAUUUCCCAUGAUAUCGUAACAUGUUUGGAAGUGAGUUCCCCUGGAAUCAUGUCUGGUUGAGAGCCAAAUGGUUGGAUUGUCAUCCCGGGGGUACUAUUGGUUUUAAGCGUUUGUUCUCUACCUGAUGAAAUUCAUGAGCUGCUACCGUCUCCUACCCAAUCUGGCUCAAAGUUAAAGUUCUUCGAAUUUGGUGAAGAAUCUGGCCCUGGAGACAUCAUAGCCUAUUACCAUCUGACCUGAGUAUCGGUGUGUUGUGGAUCGAAACCAAUCCCUUGAACCAGCAUGACUUCUGCGUUUUGCUUUCGAGUAGGAACCUGGCCUGUUUCAAAACUGAAAGUUCUUUGGACGUUAAGACCAAUUAUGUUGGAUGUUAGGGUUUGAGUCUCCAGAAGGACGACUUAUGUAACGACCUUUGUGUGUUGGAUGCAUACGUGGUUUUGGAUUUGAGUA